AUGAAACCUUUCGUCUGCAGAGCAAUCCUUCUCUCCAUGGCUGUAUCUUCAACCAGUGGAUUUUCAACAACCACAAAGUCAAGUCUCAGCGGUUCCAUACCUUCUUCCUCGAUAUUGAGAGCGGCUAACCCUAUCGAACAAGGAGAAUUGGAUACCAGAAGUUUUCAAUUGUCGCAAGACGAAAUCAAUCCACUUUUAACCUUUGGCGAGCCUCCCAAGGAAAAGUUCGUCAACGCCCAUGGAGCCUGGUGCUUCCUUGUAUCCCUCGUUACUGGCCCCAUAUGGCUCCUCGCUAUGGCUAUUGUGGGAAAGAAAGGUGAUAACGAUGUCAACAAGGCCGAAUAUGACAAUACUGGAAAGAUCUGGUCGAAAGCUUGGUUGACGGCCACCAAUUCUUAUCCCACUAUUUCAGGGAACGUUGAACGACUAGAGGCUGGAAAUGAUGCCGGGGCCUGUCUUUUUGUGGCCAACCAUGCUUCUUGGUUGGACAUUCCAGUCUUGUGUACUGUAUUGGAUCCUGUCUUCAAGUUUAUUGCCAAGGGAGAGCUUGCUAAAGUUCCCUGCAUUGGUCAACAACUUACUGGUGGUAAUCACAUUCUCAUCGAUCGCGAAGACCGCCGAUCCCAACUGAAAACGUUCAAGGAAGGAAUCAAAUGGCUGAAGAAGGGUGUCCCGCUCAUGGCUUUCCCUGAAGGACAACGUUCCCAAGAUGGGCACCUCAUGGAUUUUAAGGGUGGCCUCUUCCUCAUGGCAGCCAAGACUAAUGUUCCCAUUGUUCCAAUCACCUUGUCUCACACCCAUGCUAUCAUGCCCUCAAAUGCUCUAUUUCCUUUCCAAGCUGGAGCUGGCAAGCUGCAUGUUCAUGUGCAUGAUCCAAUUGAUGCAAAGGGCAAGACGGAGGACGAGUUAUCAGCUGCCGUGCGAGAGGCCUUUAUAAAGACUCUUCCAUUGGAACAACAGCCACUGGAGACUCUCGUAUUGGAAGAGCGCGUGGAGGAGGCCGAGGUUGAGGUGGAAAAGAAGCCAGCUGAAGAAAAGGUUGCAGCUUAG
Messenger RNA from Cylindrotheca closterium, 1050 nucleotides. Lineage: Eukaryota; Bacillariophyta; Bacillariophyceae; Bacillariales; Bacillariaceae. The record is from the annotation of a GenBank genome assembly.